Tachysurus vachellii is the source of this 1259-nucleotide messenger RNA. RefSeq names its product PDZ and LIM domain 3a (gene pdlim3a). Gene Ontology annotation, biological process: muscle structure development; actin cytoskeleton organization; heart development. Gene Ontology annotation, cellular component: adherens junction; Z disc; stress fiber. The coding region runs from base 70 to 1002 and encodes 310 amino acids. The transcript is spliced from 7 exons. The record is from RefSeq and is a predicted model, not a curated record. NCBI's taxonomy places the organism in Eukaryota, Metazoa, Chordata, Actinopteri, Siluriformes, Bagridae. Gene Ontology annotation, molecular function: muscle alpha-actinin binding; actin binding.
UGCACCAUUCUGCUGGAGGAUACACACACACCCAUACACACAAGCACACACACACAUACUGCCAAGGACAUGGCACACUGUGUCAUACUGGAUGGACCUGCACCAUGGGGCUUCCGGAUGAUUGGAGGAAAAGAUUUUAACCAACCCCUCACUAUCGGAAAGAUAUCUCCAGGUAGCAAGGCGUCCACGGUAGACCUUUCUCCUGGUGACAUUAUCCUGGCUAUAGAUGGCGUCUCCACCAGCAACAUGAUGCACUGUGAAGCUCAGAAUCGCAUGAAGCAGGCCACACGGCAGCUCAACUUAACCAUCCAGAGGCCAGAAACCAAACUGUGGUCACCUCGAGUCAGAGAAGAUGACAGAGUGCAUCCAUUUAAAAUGAACCUGGAGGCAGAGAUGCAGGAUUACAGGCCAAUAGGCACGGGCCAUAACCGGCGGGCCGCACCCUUUGUGGCAGCAGCCAACAUUGACGACAAGCGACAGGUGGUCAGCUCCGCCUACAACUCUCCUAUUGGUCUGUAUUCUUCUGGCAAUAUCCAGGACGCCUUACACGGUCAGCUCAGGGGCCUAAUGCACAGCAAGCCGGAGAGUCCCAGGAUCCUUACAUCUAUAGAAGAAUCAGAUGUGUACCGCAUGCUACAGAAGGAAGAGGGAGAGAAGGAGCCUCAUGAACCCCGACAAUCAGGAUCCUUCAAAGCCUUACAGGACUACAUCAGCAAUGAAGGAACACUUCCAGUCGUGACGAAGGAGGUGCGAGCUCCCAUCACUAAGCCUCUCUCACCAGGAGGAAACCUGCACAAACUGCCCAUGUGUGACAAAUGUGGUAACGGCAUAGUUGGGAUGGUGGUGAAAGUUCACGAUAAGUAUCGGCACCCUGGUUGUUUCGUCUGCUCGGACUGUGAGGAGAACCUGAAGCAGAAAGGCUACUUUUUUAUAGACGACGAGAUCUACUGCGAAACUCACGCACUCGCUCACGGAAAACCUCCUGAAAGUCCAGACCUGUAGAUAACACACACACACACACACACACACACACACGCAGACACGCACUUACAUCCGAAUAUUAUAAAAUCAUACUCGAUUACACUGCAUUUGCACUCAUUUAGAGCGACACGUUCACAACCGUGGUGAUUUACUGAGGACACACAACAUGGUCUUGAUUGUUAAGAAACAUCAGUUUGUUUGUGGGGUUUGAAAUGUGUUUACACUGUGCUGUAUAUAUACUGUAAGAAUAAGCUAUUUCAAUAAAAUAAUACUUACAA